This is a messenger RNA of Gavialis gangeticus (Gharial), 3826 nucleotides long. RefSeq names its product NLR family member X1 (gene NLRX1). Gene Ontology annotation, molecular function: protein binding. Gene Ontology annotation, cellular component: mitochondrion. The record is from RefSeq and is a predicted model, not a curated record. NCBI's taxonomy places the organism in Eukaryota, Metazoa, Chordata, Crocodylia, Gavialidae. Gene Ontology annotation, biological process: negative regulation of canonical NF-kappaB signal transduction. The transcript is spliced from 11 exons. Bases 178 to 3123 code for a protein of 981 amino acids.
GAGACACCGAAAUCGGAACAGGCGCGGCAGGAAGAGUGACAGGGCAAAGGCCAGGGUGUGGGGAGAGCGGAUCUAGCCGCGCCGAGGGCACGGGACCCCCAGCCGGAUGGAGGAGGAGCAGGGUGGAGCCCAUGCAGAGGCUGAGUCAGAAGAGCGCAGCUGAAAAAGGCCGUGGCCAUGCAAUGCCGGUGGUGCCUUCCCCAGGCCGGGCUGGGCUGGAGCUGGCUCCAGGGAGCUCGGUGGGAUGCCCGGGGGAUCCUGCACACGCUCCCUGCCUUUGCGCCAGGUGCCAAGACCAGCUUCUUCCUCCGAGGGCUCCUCCCUGCAGGCCGUGCCUCCCCGCUCAGGAGCUUUGUCGGCUCUCAGGGAGGACUCCAGGAGAGCGCAGCCCAGCCUGGCUCUGCCCGCCAUGGCCAGAUGAUGCUGAGGAACGUGGCUUCUUCUGAUGCCAUUCAGAAGCACCGCAAGAGCCUGCUGAGCUGGCUCAGCCAACAGCCCAACGAGGAGCGGCAGUUCGGCCCCUCCUUCUCGCUGGACGCGGUGCACGUGGACCCCGUCAUCCGGGAGAGCUCCCUGGAGGACAUCCUGAAGCCCUCGCCCGACCCGACUGUCCACAACCAGCUGCAGGCGCCCAACAGCCGCGUUAUCGGCUUGCAGAACCUCUUUGACGCGGACGCCUGCGGGCGGCAGGUCAGGACGGUGGUGUUGUACGGCACCGUGGGCAUGGGCAAGAGCACCCUCAUCAAGAAGAUGGUGGUGGACUGGUGCCACGGGCACCUGCCCCGCUUCGAGGUGGUCGUGCCCUUCUCCUGCGAGGACCUGUCCCAGAGUAGCAGCCCCAUCUCGCUGCAGCGCCUCAUCACCAAGAAGUACCUGCACCUGCACAAGGUGGUGCCGCACCUGGGCUCCGCCAACCUCAGCACCCUCUUCGUCCUCAACGGCCUUGAGCGCCUCAACCUGGACUUCCGCCUGGCCAGCACUGAGCUGUGCUGCGACCCCAGCGAGCCCGUGCCGCCCACCGCCAUCGUGGUCAACCUGCUGAGGAAUUACCUGCUGCCAGAGGCCAGCAUCAUCGUCACCACGCGCCCGUCCGCUGUGCGCCGCAUCCCCAGCAAGUUCGUGGGCCGCUACGCCGAGAUCUGCGGCUUCUCGGACACCCACCUCCAGAAGCUGUACUUCCAGCUGCGCCUGAGCCAGCCAGGCUGCGACGCGGGCGGCGCGGGGGAGAACAACUUGGUGGAGAUGCUCUCGAGGAACCUGGAGCGUCACAACCAGAUCGCAGAGGCCUGCUUCCUGCCCUCCUACUGCUGGCUGGUCUGCACCACCCUGCACUUCCUCCACUACGCCCGGGCCGUGCCGCCCGCCCAGACCCUGACGGGCAUCUACACCAGCUUCCUGCGGCUCAACUUCAGCGGGGAGGUGCUGGACAGCACCGACCCCACGCAGAUCUCCAUGAUGAAGUACGUGGCCAAGACGGUGGGCAAGCUGGCGCACGAGGGGGUGACGUCACGGCAGACGUGCUUCUCGGAGGAGGACCUGCGGCGCUGCUUGGAGGGGGCCAUGAAGACGGAGAGCGAGCUCAACCUCCUCAGCGUCUUCCGCAGCGAUGCCUUCCGCUUCUUCCUCUCGCCCUGCGUGCAGCCGGGCAAGGAGCACACCUUCGUCUUCACCAUCCCCGCCAUGCAGGAGUACCUGGCUGCCCUCUACGUGGUGCUGGGCGAGAAGAAGACGCUGGGGCAGCGCGUGGGCCGGGAGGUGUCUGAGCUCAUCGGCAAGGUGAGCGAGGAUGUGGCCAUGGUGCUCAGCAUCGUCUCCAAGGUCCUGCCUCUGCGGGUCCUGCCACUGCUCUUCAACCUCCUCAAGAUGUUCCCCCGCUACUUCCAGCGGCUGGGCAGCAAGGACCGCGACACCAUCGCCCGCACCAUGGCCACCGAGCUCUUCCGGGAGGAGGACUACUUCAACGACGACGUGCUGGACCAGGUGGAUUCCAGCAUCCUGGGCGUGGAGGGCCCCCUGCGCCACCCCGACGAUGCGUCCGACGAUGAGGUCUUUGAGCUCUUCCCCAUCUUCAUGGGCGGGCUCCUGUCGCGCCGCAACCGAGCCAUCCUGGAGCAGCUGGGCUGCUCCAUCAAGAACCUGGCGGCCUUCGAGAUCGCCAAGGCCAUGAAGAAGACCGUCAUCCGCAACGGCCGCAAGGGGCUGCCCCCGUCCGAGCUGAUGGACUACCUCUUCUUCCUGCACGAGUUCCAGAACGAGCGCUUCGCCGCCGAGGCCGUGCGCUCCCUGCCGGCCCUCAACCUCUCCUCCGUCAAGAUGACCCCGCUCAAGUGUGCCUGUGCCGUGCUGGCCUCUGUCCUGGGCACCGCCGGGCACAAGGUGGAAGAGCUCAACCUGGCCCUGUGCCACCUCGACGCCGACAGCCUGCGGAUGCUCUUCCCCAUCCUGCUGCGGUGCAAGACGCUCCAUUUGCAGCUCAACAGCCUGGGCCCCGAUGCCUGCCAGGUGAUCCGGGACCUGCUCCUGCACGACAAGUGUGCGGUGAGCUCGCUGAGGCUCUCCGACAACCCGCUGAUGGAGCAGGGGGCGCAGCACCUGGCCGAGGCCAUCGCCGGCAACCGCUCGCUGCGGCACCUGUCGCUGCUGCACACCUCGCUGGGGGACCGCGGCGUGGAGCUCGUGGCCCGCAGCCUGGCCCAGAACCAGCACCUGCAGGAGCUCAACGUGGGCUACAACGCGGUGACGGACGAGGCGGCCCUGGGGCUGGUGGAGGUGGCCAAGCAGCACCCGACGCUGGAUAAAGUGCACCUGUACUUCAACGAGAUCAGCGAGGAGGGCAAGCGGGCGCUGCAGGGCCUGCGCACGGACCGCGACGGCGUCAAGGUGCUGGUGUUCCUCACCGUGGGCGUGGACGUGUCCAGCUACUGGCGCCACAUCCUGAGCGUGGCCCGGACGAACCUGCCCGUGUGGGACCGCGACCGCGUGCAGCAGCACCUGGCCCUGCUGCUGCAGGACCUGCAGAGCAGCCGGCGCCAGACCCGCAACCCCUGGAAGAAGGCCAAGCUGUGGCGGGUGGAGCGUGAGGUCAAGGGGAUGCUGAGCAAGAUCCAGCAGGGGGCGCUCUGAGCCCCGCCCGGCCCUCGCAGGCCUGUGGGGGGGGCACAGGGAGGCUCCCGCAGUGCCGUGAGUUUGUGAGGCCUCAGCUCAGCUGCAGCUCCGGAGAGCAGAGGCCACUGCAGCUCCCUGCCACGCUCCACACGGUGCUGUUGUGCCCACCGUGGGGCUCUGCCCUCGUCCACACCCUCACAUGCCUCGUGGCCAGACCUGGUGCUAGAGAAACACCUCCCCUCCCUCUUCCCCAGCCACCCCAGACUAGGCCCUAGCAGCGCCCUCAUGUGAUGGCAUCAUGAGUCCCGGGGGUAGCCAUAACCCUGCUCCCCCGGGCUGUCCCAUGAGCCCAGCUGGUGCCCGCUUGCCCAGCGCCCGCUACCCCUCACCAUGCUGCAGCUGAGCUCGGUAGGGGCUGGGCAUGGCAUUGGCCCCUGGGCUGCCAGGUGGGCAGAGGUCCCAAGGAAGGGGGCUGGGGCCAGGGCCGGGCCGUACUCUGUACCAACCCACCUCCAACUUGAGCUGUCCUGAGAGUCCUUGAAACAGCAGCCCCCGGCCGGGUUGAGCCAAUAUCCGGGCGCGUGCCCGUGCCCAGCUCCGCUCCACAUCCUAUAUAGACCGGGGCAGCAUAUGGCCCAUGGGGGAAGGCCUGGGAAGGGCAGGAAUGGUGCUGGAUGAGGCCUGCGUGUCAUUAAAGCUAAGCCAUGGUGCUUCCACUGCA